Camarhynchus parvulus is the source of this 1532-nucleotide messenger RNA. RefSeq names its product transmembrane protein 171 (gene TMEM171). The record is from RefSeq and is a predicted model, not a curated record. The coding region runs from base 224 to 1222 and encodes 332 amino acids. The transcript is spliced from 4 exons. NCBI's taxonomy places the organism in Eukaryota, Metazoa, Chordata, Aves, Passeriformes, Thraupidae.
CUGUCUUCCCUCUGGAGUGCCCACUGCUCCCCACACUGCUUCCCCUCUGCGGCCUCAGCCAUCCCUGAGGGAGGAUGGAAUAUCUCUGAGGGGGUUCGGCAGUUUUUCUGGGGUGCAGUAUUCCGGUGGCUGAUGCUGGCGUGCAGCUGGGACGGCACAGAUCUGCUGUAGUUUGCUGCCAUUUAUUUCUAACAACUCAUCUGCUUGAAGAGAUUCUGUUGUAAUGUAUCCAGUGGCUGUUCCUGCGCCAGGAGGUGAAGGAAGUAAUGGACAACAUGGGAAACUUAUUUUUUGCCUUUUUGUUUUUGGAGCUGUGUUGCUCUGUGCUGGAUUCCUUCUUUCAGUCUUUAUUCUCCAGUCAUGUCCAUCUGGAAGCUUCAGUGACUGUAAUGAGGUCCUUAAGGCUGUUGGGCCAGUACUGGCUGUAACUGGACUGGUUUGUGUUGUACUGGCACGAUCAAGGGCCAGGAUGUAUAUAAGACAAAGACAAUUGCAAAAUGAGCAGGUGUACAGCCUUGUUUUUUGUCGUGGGAACUGUCAGUUUGCCCAGUUUCUCAUAUUUGGAUUCCUGUUUUUAACUAGUGGAAUGUUAAUUAGCAUCCUGGGCAUUUGGGUUCCUGGUUGCAGCCCUGGCUGGCAUACGAUACAGCUCAACCACACUGGCACUUCUGACACAGACCUCCAGGGCUGUGGAUUCCUGUCACUUCAAAUCUUGGGACCUUUGAUUGUGCUCACUGGGUUGUCUUUCUUUGUGAUAGCUCAUGUUAAAAAGAAGCAAAACUUAUAUCUCAACCAAGAAUCCUGUGAAAGUGAACAACAUCCUCAGAGCCCUGAAUCUUUUCAGGUUACAUUAGGUGAUGCUGUGAUGGUAUUCCCACCCCCUCCACCUCCUUAUUUUGCUGACCCUAUGUCACCAACUGUGACUCAUUGUCUUAUGCCAAGUGUUUUGCCUACAAGUGAAAAUCCACCACCGUACCACUCUGUCUUCAGUGAUGGAGCACAGCUUGGUGAUGAUGAAAGAACAGUUGCUGUUAGAGACUAUGAAUCCGUAUAUACAAUUUCUGGAAGCAGCUCACCUUCAGAUAUUUUGCCAAUGCUAUACCUUUCUUCUGAAUCACCACCAAAAUAUGAAGAGAAAGCAUCAAUAACAAAUAAUGAAUAUUCACCAUCUUCCUUUUCUUUUUCAUCUGUUUCCUUAGCCACAUCUGAUACCAGCUUCUAAAGGACUGACAGUUCACUUAAUUUUUAAUAAAAUAUACACAGAUUUACAAUUUUUGAAUUUAUUUACAUUUUGUAAUAAAAGCAAUAAUGUUGGCUGUGUCUAAUUUUUCAUCAGGAAGAAUAAACAAUGAACCUGGAUUUCAAGAAAUAUUAGAGAAGCCUGGGGCUCUGCUAAAGUAUUCUGAAGGGAGUUCACUGCAAGAACAUUAAAUGCUCGUCUUGUUCUGUUCAGUUUCUAUUUAUAGCUGUUCUUUUUAUAAUGAAGCCACUAAGUAGAAACCAACUUUUUUGAUUAUUUUAAUUAAAUCUCU